UUCUCUCGCUCUAACCGUUAUUGACAUUGGGCACCGUUGAUAUGGUAUUAAACUCAUUGUGGCUACUGUACAUGAUAUGAUCAUAGUUGUGUCAUCAGGAACUAUAGUUUGAGAUUCGGCGGCAUGAACAAGGAUCUGCCCCACGAUCGCUUGUUGUUUUUCAUCAUGUUUCUUUUGUUAGUCUGUCUGACCAUCCCUGCUGUCUCAGCACAAGACAGCGUAAAUACCACACAGAAUUCUUCAAACAACUCUAACGCUACAGGAGGAGCCUCGGGGUCACGUGACCAUAUGAAUCUUCGUUCGGAUCUGUUUUCGAACGGUCGAUACGACAAGUCGAUUCGACCGGUCAAAAAUAUCUCCCAAACAACCCUCGUCGAGAUGCAAUUUUUCGUUGCCCAGGUCCUGGAUGUGGAUGAACGACUGGAGACUUUUAAAAUCAACGCCUGGUUGACCAUGAGAUGGCACGAUGACUAUCUGGUAUGGGAACCUUCCAUGUAUAACAGCGUUAAUAACUUCAAGAUUACAAGGGACGAGGUGUGGAUGCCGGACCUAUGGCUGUAUAACAAUGCUGGGAGUAGAUAUGAAGACUACGCAGCCCAUUCAAUAUGCAGUGUAUACCACACAGGGAAAGUAGUCUGGCAAUCACCCACUAUCAUCAAGACACACUGUACCAUGGACGUCACAAACUUUCCAUUUGAUGUGCAGAAAUGUACUGUGACCUUUGGCCCUUGGCAACAUGGCGCUAAUGAGAUUAUGCUUAACGGAACAGGUUCUGCUGAGAAGUACCUGCGGAGUUCCAGUGAGUGGGAGAUUACGUCCUUCCACGCCGGCGCGCACAAAGAACCUUAUCAAAUCUACCUGGAUGAUGAACCGAUCCUCUACAGUUACGUCGAAUACUCUGUCUUCCUCCGUCGUAUCCCAACCUACUUCGUCUUCAACCUGAUUAUGCCCUGUACCCUCAUCUCUGCCACCACCUUCCUGAGUUUCUUCCUGCCUCCAGAGUCCGGGGAAAAAGUGAGCCUUGGGAUCACAGUUCUGCUGUCUUUGACUGUCUUCUUAUUGCUUGUUGCUGAGCUUCUACCACCAUCUGGUGCUGUGCCUAUCAUUGCUAUUUACUACGCUGUUACCAUGGUAAUGGUAUCUCUAUCGCUGGCGAUGUCGGUCGUAGUACUCAAUCUGCACCAUCGUGGACCCGAAACAAGUCCUGUACCACCCUGGUUGCGAAAGAUCGUCCUUGGACGUGUCGGCAAGGUAGUUCUCAUGAGGAAGACAUCUUUCAACCAAGAAAUAUACUACCGGAGCCGAAAGUCCCAGCAGUGCCAGGGGACGCGGCUCCUCAACCACUACGAGAUGGAUUCGUAUGACGGGAACUACUGGGAAGAGCACCGGGACAUUGAUUCCAACAGCAACGGCGGUAGCGGCAUUAGGUUGGAUCGCAACGACAGACAUUCGAGGCCGUGUUCGCAACCAGUCUCCACGCACACGCGAAGCUCUUCUAACUCUAUGCGCAUGCGGGAAAUCAACCUCUUGCGGAAGAUCCACGAGGAUUUCCGAUUCCUGAAAGAGACUCAGAAACGAAAAGACAACGAGGAGAAAUGCCAUAAUGAAUGGAAGCAAGUGGCUUUGGUAGUUGAUAGAAUCUUCAUGUUUAUCUAUCUUAUUGGUAUGAUUGCAACCAUUUUGAUUAUUGUUACGCAGGUAACAUCAUGAAGGUAGAUCAGGUGGAAACGUCCUCAGGGCGUCGCUCUCGAUCUUUCAUUGUUGGCAGAAGCCCUUCCCUAAAUGUAAAGGGAUUUCGAGCUUCUAAGGGGCAACAAGAAAACAAAACGACGAUAUUGUUUUACGCCAAAGCCGAAUGCCACCUAUCCUAUUUUUCGCACAAGAGUUUUCUCUUGGCUCUCCGGGCUGGUCCAAAAGAACUCUUGAGCCUCUGGUGGAUGAUGUUCUGACGACGAUGAUGCAUAUUCAUUAAAGAUCAUAUACUCAUUCUUUGUGAUUUCAAUCCGAAAAACAUGUAAACGCAGGCUAUGAUUGCCAUGGUUACGGUUUAUGCAAAACUGGUAAAGAUCUCGUCAUCAUUGGUGAUUGAAAUCGUCACGUAGAUAUGAGUUAAAGUUUGAUUGAAUAUAAUUUGUAAAUAUGUUUUUGUUAUUGUAUGAUGCGAGCACAUAGUAUAUCCAUCUGUAUUUAUGACAAAAAGCUGAAGCGUAAUCAACACUUUGAAACACGUUGAAAGUAUUAGCUAAGGGUGUAUGAUUGAAACAU
This is a messenger RNA of Lytechinus variegatus (green sea urchin), 2265 nucleotides long. RefSeq names its product neuronal acetylcholine receptor subunit alpha-10-like. Gene Ontology annotation, biological process: nervous system process; signal transduction; chemical synaptic transmission. Gene Ontology annotation, cellular component: synapse; postsynaptic membrane; neuron projection. The record is from RefSeq and is a predicted model, not a curated record. Lineage: Eukaryota; Metazoa; Echinodermata; Echinoidea; Temnopleuroida; Toxopneustidae. The transcript is spliced from 7 exons. Gene Ontology annotation, molecular function: acetylcholine-gated monoatomic cation-selective channel activity; transmembrane signaling receptor activity. The coding region runs from base 124 to 1710 and encodes 528 amino acids.